AUGGCAGAUGGAGUGCUGAAUGAUUUGGGAAUACCCCUAGGUCUCUGGAUAUUUAUGGUGGGACUGAGCAAGGAGCCUGGUCAGUGGCAUCCAAAGGGGGAGUCAGAAGUCCUAGUGCUCACCUCUCCUGGUAGAGGAGGGAUCAAGGCUCUGAUAGCAACAGGUGUAGCGUUGGAUAGUUUGGGGCUGCCCUCAGAUGUGGGCUCUGUUGAGGGCCUUGCCUAUCACAGAGCCUGGGACACUCUUUACUGGACCAGCUCCAGCACGUCCUCCAUCACCAGGCACACAGUAGAUCAGACUCAGCCUGGAGCAAUUGACAGAGAAGCAGUCAUCACCAUGUCAGAAGAUGACCAUCCUCAUGUGCUUGCUUUAGAUGAAUGCCAAAAUUUGAUGUUUUGGACCAAUUGGAAUGAACAGCAUCCCAGUAUCAUGAGAGCCACAUUGACUGGGAAGAAUCCCCAUGUGAUAGUCAGCACAGAUAUACUCACUCCAAAUGGACUCACCAUUGACCACCGUGCAGAGAAGCUCUAUUUCUCAGAGGGCAGCUUGGGCAAAAUUGAAAGAUGUGAAUACGAUGGAUCCCAAAGACAUGUGAUUGUCAAGUCUGGACCAGGAACUUUCCUUAGUCUGGCAGUUUAUGACAAUUAUAUCUUCUGGUCAGACUGGGGACGAAGAGCUAUUUUGCGUUCGAACAAAUUCACAGGAGGAGAAACAAAAAUCCUUCGUUCUGAUAUUCCACAUCAGCCAAUGGGAAUCAUAGCUGUUGCUAAUGACACUAAUAGCUGUGAACUCUCUCCAUGUGCAUUACUGAAUGGAGGUUGCCAUGACCUCUGCCUUUUAACACCUGAUGGAAGAGUGAAUUGCUCCUGUAGAGGUGACCGAGUAUUGCUAGCUAACAACAGAUGUGUGAGUCACACGACAGGGCAGGAGUCUGGUAAUAACUUUGAUCUGAACAGCAAAGGGAGUAUACUGUGUGCAGCACAGACCUGUUGCUGUGCCAAAGUUUAUAUUAUUCAAUUGCCCCGAAUAAGCUACCUGCAACCCUCUGCUGCUGAGAGGUGGACAGGCCAACAUGAAAACAUUUAA
Molecule: messenger RNA, 1086 nt
Organism: Phodopus roborovskii (desert hamster)
Lineage: Eukaryota; Metazoa; Chordata; Mammalia; Rodentia; Cricetidae
Product: low-density lipoprotein receptor-related protein 1B-like
Exons: 6
Coding region: 1-1086 (361 amino acids)
Source: RefSeq, a predicted model, not a curated record